AUGGCGGAAAUUCCACAUUCUAUAUUGGAAGUUGCUUUCCUGGCAAUCAGUGCCAUUAGUCAACAAGGACCCGAAAAGGAACCCAUUGGUAUGCAUGGGAAAACAGUGACGUGGUUUCUGUUUCUUGCGUUUAUGUUUCUCUAUGCAGCGUAUUCAGCAAGUAUUUUUGCUUUAUUGCAAGCAACAAGUUCCGAAAUCCAGAGUAUUGAAGAUUUAUUGAAGAGUCCUUUGCAUGUUGGCUUCCAUGACAGCAGUUUCAUGCGACGAAUUAUUCCUAAUAUAAUUGGCGAUGAGAGACUACAAAUUCUCGAAAAAUCAGGCAUUAAUAAGAUGAACAAUUUUGACUUUUCGAAAUUUAUCUCAAGAAAUGACGGAAUAAAAAGAGUACAAACAGAAUUGUUUGCUUUUCAUAUUGAAACACACAUAGGAUACACCUUAAUAGAAGAAACAUUUGAAGAAGUUGAAAAAUGUAACCUAGAAGAAAUCCAAUUUCUACAGUUUCCAACCGAUUUGUACUUUGCAAUCAAAAAGAAUUCGCCAUUAUUUGAAAUGUUUAAAAUUGGUUUCCUCAUAUUAAGAGAACGUGGCAUCCAUCAUCGUGAAUCUACCUUGCUGCAUACACCUAAGCCUAGAUGCUGGACAUUAGACCGCAACUUUGACAGUGUUGGAAUCCUCGACUGUUAUUUUGCCCUAACACUAUUUGCAGGCGGUGUAAUAUUAUCACUUAUAAUACUUUUAAUUGAAUUAGUUAUGGCUAAAAUUAAACUGUAAGUUUGGUUAUGUUAUUAAGGAUGGUUGAAGGUUAUGUGCUGGGAUUUUCGAAAACAAAAUUUAUUUACCAACAAAGUUUCAUAUAAAGGAAUAACAUCUAAAAGUAGAGACACCCCUGAAAUUUUGUAUAAAAACAUUGCUUAAUAUGAUGUAAAGAUUUUCAUAGCCUAAAACAGUUUAGUUGAAUGUUGAUAUAAAUAUGACUAGAGUUAAUAAUGAUGUGAC
Molecule: messenger RNA, 996 nt
Organism: Dalotia coriaria
Lineage: Eukaryota; Metazoa; Arthropoda; Insecta; Coleoptera; Staphylinidae
Exons: 3
Coding region: 1-771 (256 amino acids)
Cellular component (GO): membrane
Molecular function (GO): ligand-gated monoatomic ion channel activity
Source: RefSeq, a predicted model, not a curated record